AGUCAGUGAUGCCAUUCAAAAGGUGCUCUGCCUGUGCCAUCUUAAGAACCCUAUUGGUGGGGUGAUUUGCAGUACACAAAGUGUCAACACAAAAAAUCUAAUUACAAAGUCUGAAAUCCCCUAACAACUUCACCUUGGUAGGAGUUGGUUUAUUUUGUUGGCCUAUCUGUUCCUUCAAACCAUAAACUUUCCAACCAACCCUUCCAAAAAACAAAGAGCAAAAUCAAAAAGAAAAACCUGAGAAAGAAAAGGAAACAAACACCAACAUCUCAUAUAAACCUGUGUGUUAUAGGGUCUUCAUUGGUGAGAAUUGAGAAGCCACUCAAUUCAUCAAUUCCAAUGGAAGUUUCGUGCAAAAUUUUGAGGAGAUCAAUCCACAGUUUUCUUCAAAACUACCAUUAUUUCACCUCAACUGCAGCUUUUCUUGCCCUUCCUUUCUCAGCAUCAAUACUCCUAUCACAAGCUUUAGUUCCAAACUCUUCAUCCCUCUUGCCUCACAUACACAGUCACCUAAGGACUCUCUUUGAUGCUGCAGGCUUUCCUUCCUCAUCACAAUUGUUUAGCAUUCUCAACCUCAAGGUCUCUCAAACCAUCACUUCCUCGAUCUUCACCCUUCCCUUCACUCUCACAUUUCUCCUCAUUGCAAAAGCAUCCAUAAUUCAAGCUCUAAAUCACCACAAACCAACUUUGCCACCUUCCUUCACUUCCAUCAUAUUCCAUUACAAGCCUCUCCUCCUCACCUAUAUCCACAAUUCUUUCUUCAUCCUCGCAGCAAAUGCAUCUUGCUUUUGCCUCCUCUUUUUGGCCUUCACCUUUGCUGAAGGGCUAGGGUACUCUUCAGCAAGUUCCACACUUUUGAUGUCAGCUGCAGCUGCAGUUCUCUUUUCUGUGAUACUUGCCAAUGCACUUGUGAUUUGCAACAUGGCACUGACUCUAUCUGGCAUGGAGGGACAUGGAGGGUACAUGGCAAUUCUGAAGGCUUGUGUUAUGCUAAGGGGAAAGACAUCAAUGGCUUUGUUCCUAGCACUGCCUGUGAAUUUAGGCCUUGCUGCCAUUGAGGCCUUGUUCCAGUUCAGGGUUGUAAGAGCCUAUCAUAUUGGUGGAAUAUCAUCAUGGCCUUUUAUGGCUUUGGAGGGCAUUUUCAUUGCUUACUUGUACUCAAUUUUCAUCAUCAUUGACACAAUUGUGAGCUGCAUGUUUUACAAAAGCUGCAAGGUUGGAUUGUGGAGUGGUCAGGAAGAUAAGCAUUUCUUGAGAAUUGAAUUCCCAGAGGAGGACAAUUGUGGUUACUUGGUAUUCAAGAAUUUUGAAGAACUACCUUAAGUAACAUAAGGUAGCAGCAUAUUGUUAUCAAUUUGGUUAAAGCUUUUCUUCUCUUGCAUCACAAAAGGGACAUUUGAAAAAUUCAUUCGUGUUACUUGACUGAAUCGAGCAACUUCCGAAGGCAUAAAGGUUUUCGGUAGAGGAACCACGGCUCAGCAAAUGUGCAGAAACAAGAAGCUAGAGAUCGAUUCACCAUUUUAUUUUAAUGUCCUUCUUUUAUAUUGUUAAAAUCUGCCUUCUUUUUAUUCCAUAUCUCAAUCUUGUAUAUUUAUUGUUAAUCUUUUACUUGUGAAUAAUACAAAGGUUCCUGUUUAUUUCA
Cajanus cajan (pigeon pea) is the source of this 1642-nucleotide messenger RNA. RefSeq lists its product as uncharacterized. The record is from RefSeq and is a predicted model, not a curated record. NCBI's taxonomy places the organism in Eukaryota, Viridiplantae, Streptophyta, Magnoliopsida, Fabales, Fabaceae.